Neohortaea acidophila is the source of this 1578-nucleotide messenger RNA. RefSeq names its product fungal-specific transcription factor domain-containing protein. The coding region runs from base 1 to 1578 and encodes 525 amino acids. NCBI's taxonomy places the organism in Eukaryota, Fungi, Ascomycota, Dothideomycetes, Mycosphaerellales, Teratosphaeriaceae. Gene Ontology annotation, cellular component: nucleus. The transcript has a single exon. Gene Ontology annotation, biological process: positive regulation of transcription by RNA polymerase II. The record is from RefSeq and is a predicted model, not a curated record. Gene Ontology annotation, molecular function: transcription cis-regulatory region binding; DNA-binding transcription factor activity.
AUGCUCGAGCCACACUCUGGACAGAAUGGUUGGCGUUCUAUCACCGAAGGUGGCACGUUACCACGCCCGCUCCAAAGCACAGCAUUCAUCGACGACGAAGGCCCCGUGUCCACGAAACCCUCCCAUUCACCGAUUGGCCUGGUUUCGAGCACUCAAUCGCCAAGCUCGACCGAGGACCGACCAACGAGCAGCUGUACUACACGCUGCUCACUUGCCCCUGCAUGGAGUCUAUCACUCACCCGGUCCGACAACGUUCUCCUCUCGUUCUAUUUGGAGCACUUACUCCCAUUCAUGUUCCCCUUCUUCCGUCCAUCUCUGCACGAAGGCGGUCGGGCAUGGCUCCUGGAGCUGAUGAUCAACAGCCCAGUCAUGCGACGCGCGACCUUGUGCCAGAGCGCGUAUUUCUUCCCGCUUCUUGUCAUGGGUCGCGAACCGGAAGUGGAGAGUGUGCUGGGGCAGACAAAUGGGGCCUUUGAAAUUCUAAGGGCGGCACUCGAGCUCAUCGGCGGAUCCUCCGUUGUGGAACAUCUACAUGGCACCGUCAGGAUCUUGGCGAGCAUCAUGCAGGUCCAGCGCUUCUUCAUCGCCCUCUCGAGCUUCGAGCACUGCCAAGCCCAUCUCCAUGCGGCUCUGGCUCUUUUCGUGCAGAUACUCGACAGCGUUGACGCGGAUGACCAGCCUGCGGAACAGGGCACGAGCUUUGACAUUGUGAUGAGUCGCCUUGGCCCGCCAACCGAAGUCGUCCAAGUAUCAGGUUUCCGCGUUCCGAGCGCAGAACAAACCGCUUUUCGUUUCGCGUCUUCUCUCUUGAUCCUGGAUGACAUUGUUGCUAGUACCGAGCGCCAGGAGGAGCCGAAGCUCUACAGACAUCACAGAGAGCUCCUUGACCCAACUACAGCUGCGGGUUCGGCCAUCAAGGUUGAGCAUGUUGUCGGAUGCCAGAAUUGGGUCUUGCUACAGGUGGGCGAGACGGCAGCGCUGGUCGCAUGGAAGAAACGGUGCAGAGAAGAUGGUGACCUCGAUGUCAUGGAGCUAGUCCGUCGUGCCGCGGACAUCAAACACGCCCUCGAGAGUGGGCUCGCCUCUCUUGAACUGGCUCCAGUGGACCGUGGCCAUGAAAGAAACUCCAGUCUCGCAGACAUGUUCGCGGCAGACUGCUCACUGGACCCCAGUGCAACUGCCGCUUCUGAUUCCGUCCUUGCCACACGCAUAUGGGCGCAUGCAGCACUCAUCUAUCUAUCCAUCAUGGUCUCCGGCUGGCAACCCUCCAAUGCCACCAUCCGGUGCCACAUAGCUAGCAUCAUGCAGCUCACGAGUGACCAGAAAAUCUCGACUUCGCUAUUGAGGACGAUGGGGUGGCCGCUGUGUGUCGCAGGUUGCCUCGCCACGUGCGAGCAGGAGGCCUUCUGGCGGUAUCUGCUGGGGAACCUUCAGCCGGCCGGCGCUUUCGCGCCGCUGAAAAAGGCAUUGCAGUUGAUGGAAGAGGCAUGGGCUAGUAGAGACUUGCCGGGCAGUCCCACCGAUCGAGAUCUUGCUACUAUUUUCGCGUGUCGCGAGGAGCUUGUGUUACUUGUCUGA